Messenger RNA from Nilaparvata lugens (brown planthopper), 3575 nucleotides. RefSeq lists its product as uncharacterized. Gene Ontology annotation, molecular function: zinc ion transmembrane transporter activity. Gene Ontology annotation, biological process: zinc ion transmembrane transport. Lineage: Eukaryota; Metazoa; Arthropoda; Insecta; Hemiptera; Delphacidae. The record is from RefSeq and is a predicted model, not a curated record. Gene Ontology annotation, cellular component: plasma membrane.
GUUGAGAUCUUUCAUUUGAGUUGUUAUUGCGGUUGUGUGUUUGAUUUUUAUGCAGUUCAAUUGAUUUUUACUUGUUUCGUUGUGCAAUAAGAUCGAACUAUAAGUUUUACAGUUCAGGAGAGUGAAUUGGCUUCCGUAACUUUCUCAAGAAUUGCAUGAGUGGAACUCAUAGUGCAUUAGUUUUCAAUAUAUUCUUCAAGUAUAACUGAAACAUGGACUCUCUGAUCUUCGGAUAUUUUUACAGACAUGCUGGUCAUGAUCAUGGACACGACGAUCAUGACCACGAUCAUGAUCAUGAUCGCCCAAAAGGCUCCACUAUGAUACCAAAAAUUAUAACGAUGCUUAUUCUGGGACUUAUGUCGUUUUUCUGGUCGAUCGUUCCACUUAUUGUCAAGCUGCAACAAAAACGAAAGACGUACAAGAGUGAAGAAGAGAAGAUAAGAGCGAAGAACUUCGAAGAGCGCACAGUGUCUCUGCUAAUGUCGUUUGCUGGAGGUGUUCUUUUUUGUACUAUAUUUAUACACGUGCUUCCUGAAGUGGAAGAGAUAUUCGAGACACAUCUCAAGACAAUGGACAUACAUGAACUGGAAAUCCUGCCGCAGCUUCUUAUGUGCGUGGGUUUUUUUAUGAUGUACCUCAUUGAAGAGAUCACACAUUACACAAUGCACAACUGCGGUUGCAAUGAUGGGGAUGGAAGUAAUCAUCACACCCACAACUCAACGCCGAAUUUGAGAGCGAGAGAUGACUUCUACCAGCCGAGUGCUGACUCGAAAAUUGUGCAAGAAAUAGUGGAGAAGCUGGACGAGAAGGCGACCAAUCUCACCUUCGACCAGAGGCAGAAGAUAAUCGACAGUGUGAGAAGAGCAGUCGCUGUCGAGUCGGUGGAACUCAAAUCGCAGAAAGCAGAUCAGCUGUCAGUGGCGAUUCCAGUGCGGGAAUCGGACAUGAGUCACGGUCAAGGUCAUGACCACAGUCACCUCGGUCAAGGUCAACAUGACCACAGUCAUCAUGAUCACAGUCACCUGCCCUUGGCAGCCGGCGGCUCAGCUAUGAGGAGUUUCCUUUUUGCACUGGCGCUUUCCAUCCAUGAGCUAUUCGAAGGAUUGAGCAUUGGGCUGCAAGAUACUAACAGCGCUGUAUGGUACAUGUUGAUCGGGGUGGGCGCACACAAGCUGGUGCUAGCAUUCUGUAUGGGCGUGGAGAUGGUGGGGCGAAGUGAGCCUGACCUGCAUAUCGCCUACUCGCUGAUGUUCGCCGCAGUCUCCCCGAUCGGCAUCGCUUGCGGCAUCACCCUCGCCACGGGCGAAGGCAUCACGGCAGCCGUCUUCCAGGGUCUCGCCUGCGGCACACUCGUCUAUGUGCUCUUCUUCGAGAUACUGCAGCGCAAGAGUCACGUGUCAGGGCUCGUCUCCUGCAUAUUUGUCAUCUGUGGGUUCUUCAUCAUGUUUGGACUGCAUUUCAUUGAAAUUGAAUAGAGCCUGACAAGAGAAGUGACUCGACGUUGGUUAGCUGAGUAUAUGAUAUUGAUAUACUCAGUUAUAAUCAUCAAUGUGUAACUAUACAUAUUUCUAUUACCAUUUGUGAAUAAUCAGAUAUUGCUGAUUUCUUUUACUGAUAAUUUUUUUAAAACAUCCCAAAUUUGUAUGAGGAGUUAGUAUGAGGGGUAAACCUCCUGUUACCUGUACAGGUAACAGGUAAACCUCGCGCUACCUGUACACUGGGCUAUUUUUCCAAAAAGGUUUAUCCUCCAACUCUCGACUAUCACACUCUAUUGUCUGAUUCUGCUUCAUUACCCUCAUUAGUGGCCGGAGUGGCCCCGUCUGCUUUCUUGAAGGCAGUUUUAGCUGGUAGGGACUCAUCUAUUACUUUGCACCUUACAUAUGUUACUUGUAUUUUCUAAAGUUUAUUAUUGAAUCUAGAUCAGUGAUCAAGUACUUGUUAUUGAAUUAUUCCCAAUGGUUGAUUUGAUGAAACUCAACUUGCUCACAAGCUGUAUACAGACUGACUUGAGUUACAUACAAUUCGUGGUUACACACCACGUGCGCUAUUCAUCAGCUGAUAUAAUAUAAUAUAUUUAUUUGUAUAAAUAUAAUAAUCAUAUAAUCGAAUAUCUAUAUAUGUAUAAUAUGAUAAUAUUAUAGCAUCGGCUAAUGGAAAGCGUGUGUUCGUGUUCAUCUACUUCGUCUCAUCAUGUACACUGAAUAUAAUAGGAGGUAAGGAUAAGUAUAAAAUAACUUAUUAGGACGUAUAAUCUAUAAAAUCAUAAUAAUACGUUCUUAGUCUAGCUAAAUGUGUACUUAUAAACGAUAGUAAUGUGUGUGUUAAUCCAAUCACUGUAGGCUACCACUGGUUUACUGCUGAAAAUGCCUUUAAGUAAUCAGACUGGUCCACCAAUUUAUUCCUCGGAGUGAAAUCCUUAACAAUAGACCACGAAAAUGUCGAAAUUCAAUAACAAUAGGCGACCACUGAAGGGUCACUAGAAAUUCUACCUGUUCAUUGAUUGUUUUCGGCGGCCCCGUCUCAUUUCUUUAACCCAGUAUGAGUUAUAUUCCAAAAAUCCGAAAGAUUCGAAGAUAGUACGUACUUGUAAGUACGUACAGUUAGUCGAUAUCGGGUAAGUACGUACUUGUGCUAUAGUGAGGUCCACGUUAUAAUGGCAGUGUUUGAUUAGUAAUGGUAUUGCUAUCCUUGUCAAUCAUUCAACAAAGCGGAUAGCGCUAUCUCUCUCUCUCGCUUUGCUCUGUUUCCAGAUCGUCUUUCAACAAUAUAGAAUUUACAAUUAAUUAACAAAAUAUUUCAUCUCAAUUGUGAAAAUUCGAAAUGAAAUUAUUGAAAAAUGUAAUUUCCUGCUCAAUAAAUAUAAUUGAUUUCUUUAAAUGGGAAUGAACAGUUAAUAUUACAUCAAUAAACCUGUAUCAGCUACCGUGAAUAGAAGGAGAUUGACCAGUUUUUGGAUCCCAUAAUUUGACAGCAGGAUGCUGAUUAUCUUUACUACCUCUGACACCACCAGUCCUUUCUGUGGAUGCCAGUGCACGCACUUCACAUCUGUACCAUGACCUGCAAUCAAUUUAUAUUUGAUACAGAACAAUUCAAUUGUUCAUGAGAACCUUGAAAAUAAAUUGGUAAGAGAACUGAAGUUUAUCAGGCAGAUAAUUAAAGAUAUGCGAAUUUCAAGACUGAGGAUCGACAACGUUGUUCUUCUAUCUUUCUUCACUGCCAUUUUAACGUGGACCUCACUAUAGUAGUGUAAAUGAGAUAGAAGUAUAAUGAAAGUCCUCCCUUCCAUUGAAGAAACUUAUUAUGAAUAGAUGGAUAACUAACGAAGAUGUCUAUUUUUUCAGUAUUGAUUCUGAGUAUACAGUAUAUCCUACGAAUUGAAUCUGUAUUACUAAUUUUCAAAUCUUUCCUAAUUUGUGUUCUAUUUUGUGAAAACUAUCUCUCACACUUUGAACUAUUCCGUAUAUGUUUGAUUUGAUUAGAUUAGAGUUCCUCAUUUAUGUUACAAUAUAUAAUGGCUGUAAUAACUGUUAUAGUUAUUCCAUAUGAACUUUAUCAUAAAUCUAUUUUAUACUUUA